AUGCUUGAAGAAAGUAUCUUCCAGAAACUGGCAUGCCAGUGUUUCGACCCUCUUUACCUUGACCGUGUCUUUGAGCACUUCACACUUUGUACUCUUGGACACCCCAGGUUGCACUUGACACAAGCAAGACCCACAGUGAGGUUAAACCUGUGGGAGGACAUUCUGUUGUGCAGUACGUGGGGAAACUACCAUUUUAAGACUUUUGAUGGAGAUUUUUUCCAGCUUCCCUCUACUUGCAACUAUAUCCUUGCAUCCCAUUGUAAGGGAAGCUAUGAGGAUUUCAAUAUCCAGCUCCAACGGGAAGAGAUAAAUGGGGUCACCAGCAUUAAGAAGGUCUCUAUGAAACUAGAUGGGGUCGUGGUGGAAUUGUCCAGUUCUUCCAUCAAAGUCGAUGAUAACUUUGUCACCAUACCAUUUAGCCAGGUUGGCAUUUCAAUUGAAAGAUCUGUCUCCUAUGUCAAAAUCGUAGCAAAGCUGGGUUUGAACAUCAUGUGGAAUGAAGAAGAAUCUUUCUGGGUUGAGCUGGAUGCAAAGUUCAAAAAUCAGACAUGCGGACUGUGUGGCGACUUCAACGGAGUUCAGAUGUAUAACGAGUUUAAAACAGAAACAGGGGAUUCUAUAACUACUGAAUAUUUUGGAGAGGUCUGGAAAGCCAAUGGUCCUACUGAAAAAUGUGAGGAAAUUUCCUCCCCAGCCACACAGACCAAUGCAAAUCAAAAAUACCUGUGUAAGGACCUUCUGUCUGGACCUGCAUUCCUCAGCUGUAGAGACCUAAUUGAUACUGACUCCUUCAUCAACGCCUGUGUUAAGGACCUGUCCCACUGUAACAGCAGUAGUUUGUCAUGCUUGUGUUCAACCAUGUCAGAGUACUCCCGUCAAUGUGCUCAUGCAGGUGGAAAUCCGCAACAAUGGAAGACCGCACAACUCUGUGCUGAAACAUGCCCAUUCAACUUGGAGUACAGGGAAUGCGGUAGUCCAUGUACAGACACUUGCAGCAACCCCCAGAGAAGCCAAGUAUGUGAGGAUCACUGCGUGAAUGGAUGCUUUUGUCCAUCUGGGACUGUCUUUGAUGACAUUACACAAAGCGGGUGUGUUCCUGUUGGCCAGUGCUCUUGUUUACACAACGGCAAGUCAUACAAACCAGGGGAAUCCUACUCAAAGACAUGUCAAAAAUGCACUUGUGCACAGGGUCAGUGGAGCUGUGAGGAUAUGAACUGUCCUGGUAUCUGCUCCAUACUGGGUGGCUCCCACAUCUCCACCUACGAUGACAAAAUAUACACUUUCCACGGAGAAUGCUCUUAUGUACUUUCAAAGGAAGUUAAUGGGACUUUCACUGUCCUGGGUGACCUGAACAAAUGUGAAAAGUCAGAUAAAUCAACGUGCCUGUCUGCAGUCACUCUACUACUGCCAAAAUAUCUGAUGAUUGCAGUUAGAGCUAAUGGACAAGUUUUUGUUAACAAACUAUCCUCUCAACUGCCUCUUUACUUGGAGGACAUAACCAUCUUCAGCCCAUCAACAUUUUACAUUGUUAUCCAUACCACCUAUGGGCUCCAUCUUGAUAUUCAGCUCACACCCAUUAUGCAGGUUUACAUCAAAGCAUCUGUGUCCAAUAAGGGAAAACUCAAAGGCCUUUGUGGAGAUUUUAAUGAUGUUGAGGCUGAUGACUUCAAAACCACACAGGGACUGACUGAGGGAACAGCUGUUACAUUUGCCAACACUUGGAAGACCAAAUCAAGCUGUCCGGAUGUGACAAACAUACUUGAGGACCCCUGCGAUCUGAGUAUAGACAAGGAAAAAUAUGCCAAAUACUGGUGCUCCUUGCUGUCCGACAAAAAAGGGAUUUUUGCCCAGUGCCAUUCUGAAAUAGACCCACAAGACUAUCACGAUUCUUGUAUUUAUGACACAUGUGCCUGUGAGCAAAGUGAGGAGUGCAUGUGUGCUGCCAUCUCCUCCUAUGUCUAUUCAUGUGCUGCUGCAGGUGUCUCACUGAGUGGAUGGAGGAACACAGUGUGCCAGAAAUACACAACCGACUGCCCUCCUACUUUGGUGUAUGGCUACCAGAUGACAAGCUGUGGUCGCACCUGUCACUCUCUUAGUCAGUCUGACUUAACAUGUGAGGUUGAAUUAACCCCAUUUGAUGGCUGCGGCUGUGCUGAAGGAACUUACCUAAAUGAAAAGGGGAAGUGUGUGUCAGCCUUACAUUGCUCCUGCUAUACGGAAGACAAGAUGGUGCAGUCUGGGGAGAUCAUCAAGGGGGAAAGCGGUGCAUGCUACGAUCCAAUGGUUUUCUUCAAUUGCUCACAUGCAGAGGCCAGUGACAAGGGAUCAGAGUGCCAAAAAAGCUGCCAGACUCUGGACACAGAAUGUGUCAGUACACAGUGUGUCUCUGGCUGUGUGUGUCCUGAUGGCCUUUUGUCAGAUGGUAAAGGAGGUUGUGUUAAGGAAGAGCACUGUCCCUGCACAUAUGGUGGAAUAUCCUAUAAAUUUGGACAGACGAUCACUGUGGACUGUAAUACCUGCACUUGCAAAAGCAGAAAAUGGGAAUGUACAGAUCAAGAGUGUGGUCAAACCUGUACAAUAUAUGGAGAUGGGCAUUACAUCACUUUUGAUGAAAAGAAGUUCUCCUUCACUGGGGACUGUAACUACGUCUUCACUCAGGAUUACUGUGGGGAUGAUAUGAAAGGCACGUUCAGGGUCCUGACUGAGCGCAAUCAAUAUGGAACAACUGAAAGCAGCCAUUCCACUGCUGUCAAGCUCUUCUUGGGGAACAGUGAAAUUGUUCUUUCAGAGGAAAAUGUCAGAGUUACCAAACAAAGCAAGGGGUUAGACAUACCCUAUAAGGUUCACACUAUCGGUAUGUAUCUUGUCAUUGAGGCAAAGAAUGGUCUUGUUCUCAUUUGGAAUAAGAAAACAACAAUUAUGAUCAAACUCAGCCCCACAUUCAAGGGCAAAGUGUGUGGUCUGUGUGGGAAUUACGAUGGAAAUGUCAAGAACGAUUUCACCACCAGAAACAAAGACGUUGUUGUUGAAGCUCUUGAGUUUGGAAACAGCUGGAAAAUGUCACCUACCUGCCCUGACACAGAAGCACAAAAGAAUCCCUGCACUCUGUACUCCUACAGGCACGCAUGGGCAGAGAAACACUGCAGCAUUAUCAAGAGUGAAGUGUUUGCUGCCUGCCAUGCGAAGGUGGAUCACCAAAAUUAUUAUGAUGCCUGUGUGAGAGACACAUGUGCCUGCAAUACGGGUGGAGAUUGUGAGUGUUUCUGCUCGGCUGUUGCAGCCUAUGCAGAAGUCUGUAAUAAAGCCGGAGCCUGUGUGAGAUGGAGAACUCCCAAAAUCUGCCCUCUAUUCUGUGAUUUUUACAACACCGAUGGAGAGUGUGAAUGGCACUAUAAGCCUUGUGGAAAUCCGUGUAUGAAAACAUGCAGGAAUCCCUCAGGAAGGUGUUCCAAUCAAAUUCCAGCAUUAGAAGGCUGUUAUCCAACUUGCCCACCCGAACAACCUUAUUUUGAAGAAGUUACCAUGAAGUGUGUGUCAGAGAAGGAAUGUGGCUGCUAUGAUGAUGAAGGGAAGCGUUAUAAAGAAGGAGAGAUAAUGACACCAAAGGAAAACUGUCACAAGUGUUAUUGUUAUUCAACAAAGGUGGAGUGCACCUAUGAUGUGCAAGCUUGCACUUGUUUAUAUAAUGGGCACAUAUACGACUAUGGAGAUACAAUCUAUAACACCAAUGAUGGAGAUGGAAGCUGUAUAACUGCUGUUUGUGGAAAAAAUGGAAAUAUCACUAGAGAAAUAGAGCCUUGCCAUACAACUACAACGACUGAAACACCGACUUCUACAACAAGUUUCUACAACAACAGCAGUGCCAUCUCCCUCAUUGCCUUCACCCGCAACCACAGAAAUCACAACCGAAAAACCAACCACAACCACAGAAAAAGAAACCACAACCAUGGAAAACCCAACCAUGACCACAGAAAAAACAACCAGAAUAACAGAAAAACCAACCACAGUCACAGAAAAUUCCUCAACAACAGCAUUAAUUACUGA
Messenger RNA from Scomber japonicus (chub mackerel), 4044 nucleotides. RefSeq names its product mucin-5B-like. The transcript is spliced from 31 exons. The record is from RefSeq and is a predicted model, not a curated record. Gene Ontology annotation, molecular function: protein binding. NCBI's taxonomy places the organism in Eukaryota, Metazoa, Chordata, Actinopteri, Scombriformes, Scombridae. The coding region runs from base 1 to 4044 and encodes 1347 amino acids. Gene Ontology annotation, cellular component: extracellular matrix.